GGGCCAAGAUGUUUCAAAGGCUUUGUUCCGCAGCCUUCCAGCCAUGGCUCACCGCUUCCACAUGAACUUCUCAGGCCAUGAGGAGAACCUCGAAAGCUUGGAGGCGCUUCAGCGACAGCUGCGGAGCCACUCUCAGCAGCUGCGCGCCCAACUGGCGGAGGAUGCCCCUCGAGCGGAGACGCGUAUGCCAGAGACCCGUCCAAUGCAGACACGGCCACUGGAUACGCAUUUGCCAGAGAGGCAUCCGCUUCGUCCGAUGGAGACGCGUUUGCCAGAGCAUCCUCCUGAGACGAGGCCUUGUCCCGCACGGCUGCCGAGCACCCGCGAGCGGCAGCCGUCAUUGUCUCUGAGGUCUGGCUCGCAAGGCGAACCAGAAGCUUCCGGCCCUCUGAGCAGCUCCAAGGUGCAGAGCAUUGCUUCAGACAUUGAGCAGCUGGAAGAUAGAUGCGAUGCGCUGGACCAGCGGAACCGCUGGCUGACGCAUCGGCUCAUGCAGAGACUCCAGGAAUGGAUCGCCCGAGCUCUCACAGGCAACGAGCGCGGCUUGCUGGGCACCGCCUUUCACGCGUGGAAGAAAGCGCGUCGGGGCCUGCAGCUGGAGCAGCUGCUGCAGCGGCAGACGGCCCAGCUGGAGGCCCAGCAGGCGCUGGCCCAACGCCUGGCGGAGGCUCUGCAGGAGGAGCAAAGCCGGCGCAGCGAGGCGGAGGCCGCUGCGGUUCGGGGCCGCUCGCAGCUGGAGGAGCUGCAGGCUCGCCAGUCGCGGCUGGCAGAGCAGCGCCAAGCUUCGCAGGAGGAGCUGCAGCGAAUGAGACGACGCCUCAAGGAGGCGCACGCUUGCUUGGACAACUGCCGCACUACUGGCGAGGACCUGGCAGCGGGCGCGCGGAGCCAUGCGCAGCGCUGCGAGGAUUUGGCCUUCGAGGCGAAGCAGCGCAGGCCGUCCAACAGCAAUGGCAUCCAUAGAGACGAUGCUGUUGGCUACAGCUUGGACGUCCACGCAGAAGCUGAGAGCACCCUGCAGCGGGCGCAUCAGUUGCUGCAGUCCAGGUAAAGACAGACGCUUCGCGCGCCUCACGUCAGCAGUGUCCUUUGCAUCUGGCCC
Messenger RNA from Effrenium voratum, 1102 nucleotides. The record is from the annotation of a GenBank genome assembly. NCBI's taxonomy places the organism in Eukaryota, Dinophyceae, Suessiales, Symbiodiniaceae.